CCAUACUGGCUCGCUGCUGGUUGCACAUCGUGGCUGUCUAUGGAGAUUCCAAAUUCCACUGGCACAGAAACAAACAGCUAAACAAGCAAUCACAUUUGGUCCAACAAAAUCUGAAAUUUAUAUAGUUUAACCUCUAUUUCUUCAAUAUUCUCAUUCAUUGCCAAAAUGUUUUCAUAAUUACACCAAACAACUGAUAAGGCCAGGAGGAUUGUUUUAGAAGCCAGAAACAACCCGCUUUUCUCUGUGUGUUUCAGGAGCCACGUUAACAUGGUGGAGCAAAGCUCCUCUUCUAAGGUUCAUGCUAUUUACGAUCUCUGCACAACCACCUUCACGCCUUCAGGAAUUCAUUCUUCUUCCUCUGCUAUCCACAAGCUCUGCUCUCUUUUGGACACAGUUCAGCCUGCUGAUGUAGGGCUUAAAGAGGAAAAUCCGGAUGAUGAUCGAGGGCAUGGCUUUUUUGGACUGAACAGGUUAAGUCGGGCAGUUCGAUGGGCACAACCAAUUACGUACAUAGAUAUUUACGAGUGUGAUAGUUUUACGAUGUGUAUAUUCUGCUUUCCUACUUCCUCAGUUAUUCCACUCCAUGAUCAUCCUGGCAUGACUGUUUUCAGCAAAGUUCUCUAUGGCUCCUUGCAUGUGAAAGCUUAUGAUUGGGUCGAACCUACCUGCAUCAACGAAAACAAGGGAUCCGGUUAUCCACCAGUAAAGUUGGCAAAGUUGGCAGUUGAUAAAGUUUUGACAGCUCCAUGUGGGACAUCAGUCUUGUAUCCAAAAAGUGGGGGGAAUCUCCAUUGUUUCACUGCAGUCACCCCUUGUGCUGUGCUUGACAUUCUUACACCAUCUUACAAUGAAGAUGCAGGCAGGAAAUGUACUUACUACCAUGAUUACCCUUAUUCCGCAUGUUCUACAGGAAAUACAAUUGAUUUUAGUGAUGGAAAAGAAGAGGACUAUGCAUGGCUUGCAGAGAUAGCAACGCCAGACGAUCUUUAUAUGCGUCAAGGAGCAUAUGCAGGUCCAGCCAUUAGUGCUUAGUUCUUAUUAUCAGUAGAAUGCAUGGCUGUUCCCUCAUUUGAUUCAAGCUUCAUUGUGAAUAUGCCUGUAAUAGCUUGCUUUCAACUGCAAAUAUCCUGCUAUCUUGUGAGGAUAUCAGCAUUAUAGUUGACACAAUUUUGCAUGUGAAAUUGUACUAAUUGUAUCAUCAGGUCUCCAGUUAGUUUAAUUAUUUAACUUUUACAGGUUUCCCUUUUCAA
Molecule: messenger RNA, 1250 nt
Organism: Manihot esculenta (cassava)
Lineage: Eukaryota; Viridiplantae; Streptophyta; Magnoliopsida; Malpighiales; Euphorbiaceae
Product: plant cysteine oxidase 3
Exons: 5
Coding region: 268-1032 (254 amino acids)
Molecular function (GO): oxidoreductase activity, acting on single donors with incorporation of molecular oxygen, incorporation of two atoms of oxygen
Source: RefSeq, a predicted model, not a curated record